GGAAUUAAAAUUUCUCCUCAGGAGGGAGAAAAUGUUCGUGAAAUAGAGCUUCCGAAACUAAUCACCCAAAAUUAGCCGGCGACGGGCCGGAGAAUCACCGAGUGAAAUUCCCGGCGAGAAAUCCAAUUCGCCGACCAAAACGAAAUCAUAAAACACAAGCACGAAUUGAUUGAAGAUAAACUGCACGGAUAACGUCAAUAACAGGAAGCUGUUGAAGAGCAAGGUUCACCCAGCAAGGAUCUCGAACUAGUCCAAUCGCGGCGGAGUGCCAUGGCCGAACCUCGCCGGCAACAGGUGUCUCUGCGUGGGGCUAGCGCCAAGGAGAUCACGAGAGACGCCCUGAUUGAGAAGGUUUAUCAGGAGAGGGAGCUCCGGAAUUACACCCGGCGGGCAAACGCUGCUGUUUUGUUCAUUCAGAGGGUCUGGAGGAGGCACCAUGAGAUGAGAAUGGUGGCUCUGAAAAUGCGGGAUGAUUGGGAAACAAGGAUGAGCAAAUUCAGUGGUGCUUGUGCUGGAAUGCAGAUUUCGAUUGAAAUUUUGAGGCCUUUCAUUUUCUUUAUAAACUAUAUAUGUGUUCGCUGCGGGGAGAUCGGAGCUAGAGAUAGAGACUGCAUGAUAAGCUGCUUCAAAUUGGUUUUGGAGAAUGUAAAUUCGAAAGAAGUUAAGCAGAACUUUUUCUCAAUGGCAACCGGCAGCACUGAAGAGCGAUUGAUAUGGUCUCAUCAAUCAAAGAAGCUGAUUUCCAUUUGCUCGUUUGUUCUUUCCGUUUUCGACCACAUCCAUAAAAGUAAUCAAGACCUCGUCCUCACGUCAACCGCAAUGCGUUUAUCUGUUCUCUUAACAGAUCCAAAAGGUUGGAAUAUUGUUGCCGAUAAUAACCUCAAGGAUGCAUAUACUGCCGUGAAUAAUCUAGUGCGGUGCAUCGGGAGCAAGAGAAGCGGGCUGUAUAAUUGCAUCAGAAAAUUCAUUUCGAAAUUGGGGGCUCCUUUUUCGUCUCGGGAGUCGAAAUCUCGUCAGGCAGAUGAUUUAUUUUUAAUAGUUGCCAGUGCAAUAACACUUUCUUUGAGGCCAUUCCACUUAGCGAGCAUGGAAGUGAAUGAUGAUGGCUUGAUUGAGUGUGCUGUUGAGCAGUAUUGGGUCUCGCUACUCACGAUACCUUGGUUUCCUCACCGCUUGCCUGCAGUACUUGUGCCUGCUUUGAGACACAAGUCAGUUUUAUUACCAUGCCUCAGGGUGUUACUGGUUUUGAAGGACAAGAUUUUGAAGGAAAUAUCUGAAUUAGAUCAGCUGGAGAUAACGUCCAUGAAGAUGUCGGGCGUUGGUUGGGCUCUGGCAAAUAUUAUUUACCUUACGACAGCAAGUGAUAUGAGUGCACACAAUUCAGGAAAAUUCACUGAAGGUUUAGACUAUUCAUGUUAUCUACAAGUGAUUAUUUUACUUGCAGAAAAUCUACUUGCUUCACUAGAAAACAAAGAGAUAAGGAAAAAUGCAGAAACCGAAGUCUGUAGUGAUGCUUCUACUGAAUCGGCUUUUGACUUGGAUGGAGUAACUUGUGGGUUCUCAGAAAUAUCAUAUAUGGACCUUUUUAGGCCUGUUUAUCAACAGUGGCAUCUCAAGACAUUGCUGGUCUUCGCAAAAGAUGAGUCUGUACGUGGCACUAAUAUUGGCUCAUCUGAAGACCAAGAGCGUUCAUGGAAAUAUGGAUUGCUUGAUGUAGCGUAUUAUUAUUCCUGUAUGCUACGGCUAUUUUCGAUUUUGAAUCCCAUGUACAAGUCUUUGCCAGUCCUUAACAUACUGGCAUUUACCCCAGGAUUUAUUGGCAGUUUAUGGGGAGAAAUAGAAAAAUCACUCUUUCACAAAAGAAGUCAUGUUGCCAGCUCCCCAUCGCUCUAUGCAAAUACAGUUGUUGCAGAAAAAAGUGAAGGAGUUUCAGAGAGGAGUCAGAAGAGAUUUGGUAAAGACAGUGGCAAUAAAUGGGUUAACGUGUUGCAGAAAUUCAGUGGGAAGUUGCCUACAGAUAAGGAUUGUGUAAAUUCAGCUAAUAGCCAAUUGAGCUUUAGCCAAAGUGAGGAAAAUCCUUCUGAUGAGUGGGACAUUGAGACUCUGAGGCAAGGUCCUGAAGGCAUAUCGAAAGACGCACAUUGUCUGCUCCUCCUCUUCUGUUCCACUUAUUCACAUCUCUUGUUGAUUCUAGAUGACAUGGAGUUUUACGAUAAGCAGGUGCCAUUCACAUUGGAGCAGCAGCAGAAAGUUGCAUCCAUGUUGAAUACACUUGUCUACAAUUCCUUGUCCCGGUUUACUAGCUCUCGGAACAGGGCUCUCGUUGAUUCUGCUGUUAGAUGCCUUCAUUUGCUGUAUGAAAGGGAUUGCAGACGCCAAUUUUGUCACCCUUCUUUGUGGUUGUCGCCUGGUAAAAGUAACAGGAUGCCAAUUGCUGUUGCCGCCAGAACUCAUGAAGUGCUUUCAGCGGCAGAUGGGUCUCCUUCCUCGGGCAUGGGUUCCGUCAUUACUGUUAUGCCGCAUGUGUUUCCAUUUGAAGAAAGAGUAAAAAUGUUUAGAGAAUUCAUCAGCAUGGACAAAGUAUCAAGAAGACUGGCUGGCGAAGGCACUGGACCUAAUUCACGGUCAGUUGAGAUAGUUAUUCGCCGGGGUCAUAUUUUUGAAGAUGGUCUGCGGCAACUGAAUUCUAUGGGCCCAAGGUUGAAGUCAGCCAUCCACGUCUCAUUUGUUAGUGAAUCUGGCCUUCCAGAAGCUGGUCUUGACUAUGGUGGGUUGUCCAAGGAGUUCUUGACUGACAUCUCAAAAAUAGCAUUCUCACCAGAGUAUGGGCUUUUCUCUCAGACGUCUACUUCCGAUCGGCUUCUAGUACCAAAUCCAACGGCAAGAUUUCUGGAUAAUGGAAUACAGAUGAUUGAGUUUCUAGGAAGAAUUGUAGGCAAAGCUUUGUAUGAAGGGAUCCUCCUCGAUUUUUAUUUUUCACAUGUUUUUGUGCAAAAAUUGUUGGGCCGAUAUAGCUUUUUGGAUGAGCUCUCUAUGCUUGAUCCUGAGCUUUACAGAAAUCUCAUGUAUGUGAAGGUGAAUGCUCUAUCAAAUCACUGGAAUUUAAUGAUGUUUGCUGUUAUAGUUAUCAUCCAUUAUGAUGGUGACGUCAAGGAUCUUUCUUUAGAUUUCACGGUUACUGAAGAAUCACUUGGAAAGAGACAUGUUAUUGAACUCAAACUGGGUGGGAAGGAUAUCUCUGUGACAAAUGAGAACAAGUUGCAGUAUGUCCAUGCAAUGGCUGAUUAUAAACUUAACCGGCAGAUACUUCCUUUCUCGAAUGCAUUUUAUCGAGGGUUGACGGACUUGAUAUCCCCUUCUUGGUUGAAAUUAUUUAAUUCAAGUGAAUUUAAUCAGUUUGAUGCCUUUUCCAAUUUGAUGCUGUAUUANAUUGAUGUUGAUGAUUUGAGGGCGCACACACAAUAUACCGGGGGUUAUAGUGAAGGGAGUCGAACAGUAAAACUAUUUUGGGAGGUAUUUGCAAGAUUUGAGCCAAGAGAACGCUGCACACUUCUUAAAUUUGUAACCAGCUGUUCUCGAGCACCUUUGCUUGGGUUCAAACACCUUCAUCCGGCUUUUACGAUCCAUAAGGUGGCUUGUGAUGUUCCUAUUUGGGCUUCGUUUGGUGGCCAGGACGUGGAUCGCCUUCCAUCAGCUUCUACAUGUUAUAACACUUUAAAGCUCCCGACAUAUAAACGCGCAAGCACUUUGAGGGCAAAGCUUCUUUACGCCAUUAACUCUAAUGCGGGAUUUGAACUUUCUUAAUAUCUUGUGAUGACAAAUGAUGAAAGGUGGGUUUUGUUUGUUUGUUCUUAGCUGACAUUUGACUUCUUGUUAUGUACCUGUGGUUGCUACAUUAUCAUUUAAACUAAAACCAAAGCUCACAAAAAAAAUGAAUAAAAAAAAUAAAAAAAAAAAAGAAAGAA
Striga asiatica is the source of this 3965-nucleotide messenger RNA. The record is from the annotation of a GenBank genome assembly. Lineage: Eukaryota; Viridiplantae; Streptophyta; Magnoliopsida; Lamiales; Orobanchaceae.